UAUGGUCUCAAUGUUCCAGCCCGAGCAGACAGUAGCAUUUUGGCGAUCUAGCCAAACGUAUGUUUUGGAUAUCCCACAUUUUGGUGAAUUUUCGAUACUAAGACGACGAAACACAAAGACAAAAAAAUAAAAAUGGAAUAAAAAAGUUAAACGAUGGGAAUGUAAUUCCAGGGAAAAUUGAUUGAGAUGAACUCAUGCUACAACAGAUUAAUGAGACCGGGUAAUAUCAACCACUUUCUUAUUUGAAUUUCUAAUGUUUAGUGUUACCACAAACAAUUAAGGCGAAAUUAAUUGCCGCCAAAUAAUCGCUCGUCUGAUAAAUUGAUCUCAUCUAUUUAGUAAAGUUGCAAAAACAAGACAAGUCAGUGAGAGCAGGGGCAACCUUCGGUGACAAAUGGAUGGGAGUCAACAUGGCCAACUAAAUGUUAUGACCAUUUCAAAGGUUUGCUACCAACAGCAAAGCUUUUUGUAAUUGAUGAUACAAUCCGUCUACGGUGUCAUCGAGGAUGGAGAGGUAGUGCCAACACUUCUCGAGCCUUUUUAACCCGAAUGAGGAAAGGGGGCAACAGCGACAUCCAGGUCAACUUUGGUGUCUGCAAUAUAUCAGGGUCAUUCGAUCGCCUGUCAGCCUGUCCUUGCGGCUUUGCGAAUUUCCUAGAUUUCGAGAAUCAACAUUUUGUCCGCCAUGACCAACUGUCAGUACUCGUUCUUCCUCAAAUUCAGACUACCGUAGUUUUAUUCCUCAUUAGUAGUGCGAUCAAGACAAUGAUCGAUGCUUUUGCACCAAGGUAAAAUGAGGCUACAUCGACCUACAUCUUUCCAGGAAACAAACCAUGAUAAAGGCCAGAGUGCUUUGUUAUCAAACCAGCACAGGGAUUCCACAACCAGCGAAAUGAAUGUUCUCGAAAAAAGACACAGGCUGGAUGUGUUGCCGUAGCAAAAAAAUGCUGGGUCACGUGAUGCCAUUAGCACAAGAUUGGAAGUGAGAGUUUAACAUCAAAGGCACCGACAGAGUCAUUAUUGUGCAGACAGGACAUAAUAAGUUUCAGUAGUUCACCAGACAUCGUGUACAAUACUGGCAAUUGCUGGCAAUACAGUAAUGAAACAGUUAGAUCGUGGAUUGCUGGCAAGUGAAAGUCCGGGUUAGGGAAUUACUAAAUUACUCGGUCUUAGCAUGCGAGGCAUGUCUCCGUAAGCCAAUGGAACUUUUACUCUUCGCCAUUUUCUGACACAACUUACAUCUGAUGAAAUUAAUACAGGGAUAGAAUAUGCUUUUCAAAAUCAGAACGCGUUGGGACAGCCUUUCCUGGAGAUGCACUAGAUCAUCUUAGCAUUGGAGCAUGUUCUGGACAAGCGCAGUCAUGUGUGAACAGCAAAGGACGUACAUGUACCCCUAUCUGAUUACGACGAGUAAGAACUGACCUCAGCGAGAAGGGACCAACUAAGGAAAGGUGUUGGACUAACUAAGAACACUUUCUAACAAACAUUUGGACCCUCAUAAGGAGAGGAGUACAAAAUGCAAAAAGGGACAAUUUCACUGGCCUUCAAACAUAUCGAAUGAGUCAUCAGUUUAGGGCUCGUCUACUCACUGUGCAAAUACGUCCAGUCAGUGAAGGGUGCCAACUUGCUGCAUGGCAUUUAGCGAGGCAUUUGAUUGGUAAAACGUGAGGAAGACACCAAUGCUCAAAAGUCGAUCUUAUGAGAACCGACUGCUUGAUGUCUCCCGCCAACCGCUGACAGGCCACGAAACCUAACCUCGCCGAUGCGGAACUGAGUGCCUGGUUUGCCCUUCGUGGAUCUCUGCUGCAUAUAUUAUUGAUUGAAGACCAGGAACCACAUCACUAAAUCACCAGAUCGCGCUGAAACUCGGAAGAGAUAGCACCGGGGAAAAACGCAGUGGACUUGUGGUGAAUUGCCAUACACAAAGUUUUAGCUCAAGUGCUGUCCGGAAUUCAGCAGUGUUUUCAAACAGUGUAAUUGUCAAUGGAUGAUUGAUGGACCAAGGUCAUAACGCGGGAAUAUAAUUGGCCGGCAGUGUCACAUGUGUAGAUCAAUCUGCAUAAGUAGGCGUGGUUAUGAUAACUGGUCCACGGCACGGCGAGAGAAAAAUUAUUUCCACUCAAUUCAGGCAAAAUUAAUGACCAUGAGUACGUUCUUGAUGAACUCUAGCGCUUACGUUGAACCAAAGUUCCCUCCGAAUGAGGAAUACUCGCAUACAAGUUACAUGCCAGCCCAGCAAUCGGACUAUUAUCGGCCUCAAGGCGAAAAUUACGGGUACCAGCACGGGGAAAGUGUGAGUUAUGAGGAAGGGAAGGGACAUUACUCUCCGACAAGUCAGAGUUACGGGUAUCUUAACGGGGUGUCCCCUGUUCAUCACCGAGGAGCUCCUCCGGACGACCUCCCUUUGAACUGCGGACCAAUGCAACUGCCCACGACGACACUGGACUCUCAUCCAACAAAUCAGGGCCACAAUCCAUCGACAGGAGCCCCAGUUAUUUAUCCUUGGAUGAAGAAAGUCCACAGUACCACAGCAAAUGGCAACUUUAAUGGCAGUGAAAGCAAACGAACACGAACAGCCUACACAAGACAUCAAAUACUCGAACUCGAAAAAGAAUUCCAUUUUAACAGAUAUCUCACGCGACGACGGCGGAUAGAAAUCGCUCAUGCGCUGUGCCUAACAGAAAGACAAAUCAAAAUAUGGUUCCAGAAUCGAAGAAUGAAAUGGAAGAAGGAACACAAACUGCCAAAUACAAAAUUACGGUUACCUGACACUCACGAAGCACAUAUAACGGAUUUAAGUGGGGCGAUGCCUCAUGAUCAGUCGUUAAUGCGUGAGGGAAUAGCAACGUAAGAUAUGUACGGGAGUGCAUGUACAUUCGAUGCACUGUUCGUGCCUGUGCUGUAUCAUUGCUCAGCGUAUUCAAGUGACGGCGUUUGUACAACGAGCAUUCGGAGGAUAUAAGCUCAGUUGUUGUAUGUUGACAAUAGGUGACCCGAAAUAUGACAAUGGUAUUCCUCACGUACAUUACGGAUGCACGUUGCAUCACCGGUCAGAUCAUUUCAUUAUGUGCAACGUUCGGUGGUGCUGCGUGACAGUCAACGAGACCUAAACAUCUUGGUUGUAGUUUAGAGAACUCGUAAACGUAGCAUGUCUGUGGAUCGGCAUGAGGAAGGUACUUCGGCACGAGUACUUGGUGUCUGUCAAGAGGAACAUGAUGUGAGAUGCAGCUCCUUUGUCAAUGGACAGUGGGGGUGGUAGGGAAUAGAUGGUGCGAUCCUGAUGAGAGAAUCAAGAGCGCAUUUUGGUACUUGAAACAACGAUGCAAUAACCAACAGGGCUAGGAAUAGAUGGAUGCCUGUGCAUCGUACGUCGAAAAUCCCAAGCACAUUCUUCUAGGAUUUUUAGUUAAUAUCUUAUUUACUUUGUAUACAUAUACAUGGAAUUUUUACAAGAUUCUUGUAACAUAAGAAUUAAGGAUAUUUAACCGAAUCGUACAAUAAUCAGGAAAAAAUCGUCUGCAUGUUUAGGAAAUUUAACUUGAUAAAAUAUUAACCAAUAAUCUUAUAAGAAUCUCUUCGGGAAUUUCGGCCAAGCUAUAGGGUUAUCAACGAAAUAUGAUUGGAAAGUGUUCUAACAAAAAUGCGUUUGCAGUUAAUGUAAUUCAAACCUGAAAGCUCCUCUCCAAGCAACCGUGAAUUGACCACGAUAUAUAUCUCAACUCACUGCUUGCACACAUACAGUCAUUAUCUUUCCACAAUUACACUGUUUUAGUUGUGGCUUGUGGCUGUCGUUUGUAAUGAUUGUCCUCCUGUAAUCUUUAUAACUUGUGUGACAGCCUUCAGUACUGGGAUGUGAGAAUAGCAAAUCUCAAUAUUUGACAAGUAGUGACAAUUAUCUGCCAAGUCAGCAUAGCAAGAAUAACAUAGGCACGUUAAUAAUGAAAGCAGUGAUUUCGUCCCAUGUUCUAUAACCAAGUAAUUCUGAAAUCGUUCGAUAUCUCAACCCCCUCCCCUGUACCCACUCCUAGUGUGAGAUUGUGGUGCGUUAUCACGGUUACUCCACAAGCCAUCAUCCGUCAUCCUAAUGACGGCUUGCUUUGAUCUUUACCUGGCGGCAAACAUCAAAGGAAUCGCAUAUGUCACUGAGUUUUCCCAAUAAUAACUACGAGUGGUUGCAUUGAAGGAGGGGGAUGGCAAUCUAUCGGCCAGCUUCAAGAUACGUUGGCCAAAACAUUCUAUACAUCAGAAAAAAGUUCAAUGUGCGACGUUUUGGUGAUCAGGGCAAACUGGGGUGAAAGCGGGCUAAGGUGACCACAGUUGUUAUCACGAUUGCUGAACAAGUUAUCUUUACCCAACACUUAAGGUUUGAAGUGCCUUUAAAGCAGUUCAGACUAAGUUGGCAUUUGAUUUUACCCAUUUUCCACGAAAAUGAGCUUGUGAAUCAGGUUGGAAACUAUGAAGUGCAUCUUUGAACAAUGGUGAGAAAUAACAUAUGUUUCGUGGUUUAAAAAAGUUGGAACCUUGAUUUUGGCAACAUAUUCAAUACUUCCCUCUGACUAAACGUAUUGUUUCGUAAUAAGAAGAACUAGUGGUAUAUCUUCUUACUCCAACCCGCCGCUUUAAAGUAUGUGAGGCGAAGAUCUGUUUUUGUUUUCUUUAGUAAUAAUCUCACAUCAUGUAUCGUUUAUGUGGCAAGUGUUGGAAUCACUGAUGGCUUAGACAACGCGAGUUAAACAUCAGGAAUUUUUAAAGAAGUGAAUGGCAUUUGGAGAACUAACUCUGCUAGUGGAUGAUGGGGAUGGCCAUUUAUUUGGUGGAACAGGGUUUUCUAUCAAAGCUUUUGUCACAAUGAAAUCAAACGAGGUUUUUUCAGGGAACUUGUAAAAGUUGUUGGUUACGGUAACUUGCGUAAUGGAAACUACUAAUGGAAUUGCUUGUUGUCGAUCGGGUAUAUGUAUCACCUGGAAGUGUGCGGAUGUUACAUAAAAACUAGCACAUCCCGAAAUUUCAUAGUGACUUAAAGCUACGAUAGACACCAGCCUGGACCUAAAGGGUAAAAUACAACUAACAGGGUCUGAUGACAUUACAGGGUUUGGGAAGUUCUGUAGAAUCUCGGGUUUGAAUAGAAUGAUGCGGUUUCAGCUGUAGGCCUACCUGUAGUUAUAUUUGUUAAUACUCUGGUCUUAUUGGCAGUGAUGUGCACAAGCAUUUUCAAUGUCAUGCUAGUAUUGCAUCUACAUGACAUGUAUGACUUCGAAAUUUUAAAAAAAUAAUCUAACAUUGGGAAACUCAUCUGUUUACUGAUUCAAGUUGCAAAUCAAUACAUUUGAGCAUUUCCGAUAGAAGUAUUAAAAUGUUGAGACUGGUAUGAUGUAGACAGAGCGAGCUUGGAAGGAAUAGGAACCACUUGGACUGAGUGUAGACUUCGGACACAUCUCUGAAAGGAAAAUUUGCCUUGUAAGAUAACAUUACAACUUCGUAUUGAUGUACAUUUUGUAGUGGUAAUUUCACCAAUAUUAUACUGAGGUCGUUUGCACAUUGUAUACAGUCAUGUGCGUGUGAGUGCAGUACACUUUUCGUGAAAUAACCGAUAGUUUUAUCGUGAUUCUACAUUGGAGAGAUUCGUCACUUAAUCAUAGUGUAGUUUCAUCAAACAUGUAUUCGGCGAAUCAGCAUCGAUUAUGCCUAGUUCUUCAACAAGCUUUGGUAAAAUGGACUAUAAUCAAGUGGCUAAUCUCUUUAAACGUAGAUCCACGAUUUUAGCUUUUAGCCUCGUCAAACUUUAAUGAUCUCUUAUCUUUGUUGUAUGUUUGUUUCAAAAGAGGUCAGUGAUCUCAUUAAUGAGUUCAUUUCACCAUGGAUACGCUUGAAUGCCUAGUGCAUUUAAUAGUGGUUGCUGUACAUUAACAUAUGUGUAAUUCAAGCUACUUCAUGGUGAGAUGAACCCUACUAUUAUGAUAUACCUCAUCUUUCUUACAUGUGUAUCAUGAAAUGGCUUAUUUCGUACAUGUUCUUGUAUGAUUUUAUGUGUUGAAUCUGUGUAAACCACUGUGUACAUACUUUAGGAAUACUUGGUGCAUCUCUAGUUACAAAGAAGAGCCUUAAUGAAGGCGACUGACACAUUGCCUCAAAACCUUCCACUAUCUUAAAUGUACUGGUUCCAGGACCCAACCUUUAUAUCCUUAUGAAUGAAAUGGAAGUCGUUUUUCAAAUGAAAGAGUGGGCUCCCCUAAUACUCUAUUGAACGCAGGGUGCAGGGUCAAAUUAGGCAACACAACAUAGAAAUAUCACGAUACAUACAGGGGCCUUGUUUUGACUUGGGUUGCAACCAAAUUAGCAGGUGAUUUACUCAGUAUUGGUGUAUCAUCUUUUGUCCUUGACUUAGUCCCUACUCAGUGAAAUGAGUUAAUUAUCCUUCUCCAAGAUCCGUCUCAGGUAGUAAGUGACAUCACGACUUCAAAUAUUCCUGUUAACUGAUCAUGUCUAAAAACAAGAUGCGAUGUGAUAUCUGACACUAAAGAUGACAUUGCACAUUUUGAGAGAAUUCGGGGAGGUUAAGCCUUUGGGAAUGAUUGACAAGAAAAAUAAUCAAUGUCUCUUGGAACAUUUUGUUUCUUGAGUGAGGUUAUUUCAUGCAUUUUGCAAUAAUUUAAGGACAAAUGCGAGACAUUAGAUUUGUAGAAAAAGGAAACAACGCCCAGUGCAAGUCAAUACCAACUACAUCUCGUCUGUUAUCUUGUCGAAAAUCAUUUCAAAUGACUUAAUCGUGUUUUGUUACUCGGCUGUGCAAUCACCCAGCGCGUUUGCUUUUAAAACACUUUAAAUUGCCAUGAUUAGAGAGCACCAUUCUACAAAUUGGACCUCAUUUAUUUUCAAUGUAUCACCAUUACUCGGCUCAAACUGAAAAUGAACCCAUUAGGUUUCUUUUGAAGCUGGGACACCUGUUUAUCUAAUCGUGUGAAAGCUGAUGGUAAUUGUAGAGAAUCAGACUCACUCUCUAAAGUUUGAAGGUGAGAGGUGUUCUUUCUUUGACUUAAGGGUCGUUAAAAGUAGCGUUUUGUUCAUUGGUUAUUACGGCUAUAUCCACGAACAUUCCUCGGUGUUAAACUACUUUCGAAUUUUGAUCUAACAUUUUGAUCACAUACGGUUGAGAGUGUGAACAGCAGCGUUAUAGAUAAUAGAAAAGUUAAGAAGCUACUGACAUCAGUUUACAGGGCGUGUUUAUAUUUUUAGAUGAACACCAACUUGGGUGCUGACAUGUGCUAUCACCUCCUCAGUCAUCAACCAUUCGCGAUAACUCAUAAAACUUAAAAUGUAAAUUUGAAAUGAAUCUCUUGUAUAUUUGCCUUACUUUUCCUUUUCAACCUAAGCAUAAUAUGAUGUUUUACCUUGCUGUCGUUCGUACCCGCUAACUGACAUUGUACGGAUUACUCGAUCUAGAUAUCAAGCAUGUACUGAUGUAUAUCAAUAUCGAAACUUAAUAUUGAAAGUAACGUGCCCCAUUACACUUCGUAGCCUGGGGCGGUUCGACCCUACACGUUUUUGUUGUACUGGGUGCUAUUUUUCUAAGAGUAGUUUGGCAAUAACUCGUUGUGAGUAAAGUGUGUAUCUUUGUCCAGUAUCAGAGUGGGUGAACAAUGAGCAUUGGACAUGAUGGACAGAACAAAUUUGGCAUGCUCUGAUAUUGGUUCCGAGUCAGAUUCUAGCCUAGAAUUCAACGUGGUACACAAUGGUGAUGAUACACAGAAAUAAACGUGUUUUUGA
Messenger RNA from Lineus longissimus, 7764 nucleotides. Its product is annotated as homeobox protein Hox-B4-like. The transcript has 3 exons. NCBI's taxonomy places the organism in Eukaryota, Metazoa, Nemertea, Pilidiophora, Heteronemertea, Lineidae. The record is from RefSeq and is a predicted model, not a curated record. Bases 2042 to 2851 code for a protein of 269 amino acids. Gene Ontology annotation, molecular function: DNA-binding transcription factor activity, RNA polymerase II-specific; RNA polymerase II cis-regulatory region sequence-specific DNA binding. Gene Ontology annotation, cellular component: nucleus; nucleoplasm. Gene Ontology annotation, biological process: positive regulation of transcription by RNA polymerase II; anterior/posterior pattern specification.